Coffea arabica (coffee) is the source of this 1505-nucleotide messenger RNA. Its product is annotated as protein trichome birefringence-like 39. NCBI's taxonomy places the organism in Eukaryota, Viridiplantae, Streptophyta, Magnoliopsida, Gentianales, Rubiaceae. Gene Ontology annotation, cellular component: Golgi apparatus. The record is from RefSeq and is a predicted model, not a curated record. Gene Ontology annotation, molecular function: O-acetyltransferase activity.
AAUAUUAGUAUAUAAUGUUGUACACUAUAUAGUACAUGAAACACAUUGACAAACUUUACCUCAAAACCUCGUUAUUUAGCUCCGACAAAUCUGCUGGGCUAGAAAUCCAAGAUGAGAUUUCUGUUCAUCCCUUCAGUACUUUUACUCUUUCUUUGUUCAUGUCAAACAGCAAAAGCUGAUGAUGAAAUCGACAAUUUCUUGAAUGCUGCCAAUAUUAGUACCACUAGUUCAGUUGGAGCCACAAUGCUUGCUUCUGGUUGCAACAUUUUCAGAGGCAAAUGGGUAUAUGAUGCUCAAUAUCCCCUCUAUGAUUAUGCAUCAUGUCCCUUCAUUGAUACAGAAUUCAACUGUCUCCUCUACAAGAGGCCUGACAAGUUGUACCUCAAAUACAGGUGGCAACCAUUUUCAUGUAACCUCCCAAGGUUUAAUGGGCUGUAUUUCUUGGAGAAAUGGAGGGGGAAGAACAUCAUGUUUGUUGGCGAUUCAUUGAGUUUCAACAUGUGGGCAUCUUUGGGUUGCAUGAUUCACUCUUGGGCGCCGAAGGCUAGGUACAGUCUGAUAACGAAAGAGGUGCUUUCUGAAAUUGCAUUUCUGGAUUAUAAUGUUAGGAUACUACUAUAUCGCACCCCAUACCUGGUGGAUAUGGUGAAGGAAAAGGAGGGCGUAGUUCUAAAGCUGGACUCCAUUAGGGGUGGAGAUGCAUGGAGAGGGAUGGACCUUCUAAUUUUCAACUCUUGGCAUUGGUGGACCCAUACUGGAAGAUCCCAGCCAUGGGAUUACAUACAAGAUGGCGUCAAAGUUCAGAAAGAUAUGAACCGUCUGAUUGCUUACUACAUAGGGAUGACAACAUGGGCCAGAUGGGUCGACCGGAACGUCGAUCCUUCCAAAACUAAAGUCAUCUUCCAAGGAAUUUCCCCUACUCACUACUUGGGCAGGGAAUGGAAUGCACCGUCAAGAUCCUGUGCUGGCGAGACACAGCCAUACUUUGGUGCAAGGUAUCCGGCAGGCACACCAUUGGCUUCAAUAAUUCUGAACAAAGUGCUGAGCAGAAUCAAGAAACCAGUUUAUUUAUUGGACAUCACAACACUUUCACAAUAUCGCAAGGAUGCACAUCCAACAUACUACAGUGAGAACAAAGGCCUGGACUGCAGCCAUUGGUGUCUGCCUGGAUUGCCUGAUACUUGGAAUGAACUUCUUUAUGCAGCUCUUUUUGGUUGAUGGGGAAGAUACAGAAAAAAGGGGUAGCAGGAAUGAACUCUGACUGAUACUUAGUUCAUCAACAGAAAGAAAUGUCCAUUGUUUAAGGGUAGAAAUUGGCUCUAUUCUAUUUAUCUCAUGCAAUGCAAGGGAAUAAUUUGAUCACUGUUUGAUUGUUUCAAUUGUAAAGUGGAGACUAAAGGGGCUUUUUGGCAUGAGAGGAUGCCUGACUAAGAAGUUGUUCUCAUUUUUUGAGAAUUUUUAAUGUUAUUGGAUUAUUUUUAGGCCAAUUUCAGGCAACUAUAGCA